Molecule: messenger RNA, 2165 nt
Organism: Mercenaria mercenaria
Lineage: Eukaryota; Metazoa; Mollusca; Bivalvia; Venerida; Veneridae
Product: protein FAM72A-like
Exons: 4
Coding region: 240-704 (154 amino acids)
Cellular component (GO): cytosol
Source: RefSeq, a predicted model, not a curated record
UGUCUAAUCCAAUCAAAAAGAAUUUAAGUUUGCUAGUUCUUAUUUCACGUGCAUGACGCAGCGUCCUAGUAAUUGUGUGUAUUUCAGAGCAGGGAGAAAGAGAAAACAGUUUUGCUCUUAAAGACAGAGAAAUAAAGUAAUAAUAUUUUUAACGUAAAUCAAGAAAAUUUCAUUCGGACUCACGUGGUUUUAGUCUUUAGAUAGCGAAAAAGUGACAGUUCUACUUUCGUUUUGAAGUCAUGGCUGAUUUUGACAGUUCAGAAAAAAAUUGUGUUAAUCCUUCAUUUAGAAAAGAAGAAGUUUACACACUGGAAUGUUUGUGUUGUAUGAAUAGCGUUUGUGACAGAGGGAUGAAAUCAUUUCUUAUUGCAGACGAAAAGAUUGAGUUAUAUUCUACAGACCAGGUUGACAGAAGUUUGGUGGAUCUUACAGAUGAGAAAUUCAGAACAGACAAAUGUAGAUGCCAGAUACAAAAUAUAGCUUGUCUUCAGUGUGGGAAUGUUGUAGGCUAUCACGUGUCAAUGCCAUGUCGACCAUGUCUUGAAGCUCAGAACAAUGGACAUUACUGGAUGUUUUAUAGAAGUGCCACCCUUCCCUAUCCAAGACUCAAUAUUGCAGGUACAGACACAAUGUUGUGGGGAGACUUGUCACAGUGUAACGAAGAUAGUAUUUGUGAUACAUACUGGGGAGAAUGUGAACGAUGAAAACAAUGAAAGUGCUACAUUUAACAUUGGUAUUAAAUACUCGCAGUGAAACAGCUGAGCUUAUUAUAUAAACUGUGCAAAUGCAAGUUAUGAAUCAGACAGGAACAUGUUCAUCAUCUAAUUGAUGUUACAUAGAAGACUGAUAGUGUAUACAAGUAUAAACUUUUAAAGAAAAUGUUGUGACAUGGGUAAUACUGCCUGGUUAUUGGCACUUUCUGUGUUAGCCAGAUUUUAGAGAAAUAUUUUGUUGGUGUACAUACUGUUGAAGAAAGGUCUGUGAUAUUGUUCAUGAGAAUGUUGCUCAGUUAAGGACAGACGUGCUUUUUUUUAAAAAGCUCCAGUGUUUAACAAGAGUGUUGUCGGAAACACACCUUAGAGUUAUGAUACAUUUAUGUUUACUUGAUGCACAUUUUGUCUUUUUUAUACGUAACCUCCCGUGUGCAAGGCCUAGGAGAAACAUAGUGUUUGAACUGUUAGUCAGUUCAUUUGUCUGUUACACUUUGUUGUGUAUUUGGCUCGGAUUACACUAUUACAACUACAUUAAUUUUGUACAUUGUGUACUCAACUCCUACAAUUUCCAUCCAAUUAAAAUGAAACUUGGUACACAUCAGUAUAAACUGCAAAUGUGUUUAUUUUCAGAAUUUUCGUUUUCAAAUAUUAUAUUUUGAAUAAGCCCCUUUUAUAAAGUUUAUAUUGUUCUGUCAAGUGUUUUCAGGGGACAUGUGUAGUACAAUGUUGACAGGGGUUUCUCUGCCAUUUACCAAAUGAGCCAUUUGCUACAAAUUCAUGAAAGUGGCUUAAGCCUUGUACAUGUUGCUCUCAAAAUGAGGCUAACUUCUUGCAAAAUGUAGGUAAAAUUCUAAUUGUUAUUUUUGCGCUGAAAUUUGCUCAGAAGUGUUGAGCCAGGGUGACCUCUCAUUGACAUCAUUCUUGUUUAUCUUUACAUUAAAGUACCAAUUCUAUCCUGCAUCAUGUUACUAUAUCUUGUGUACCACUGGAUUUGUAAAGUUCCCUGACAAAAUAAGUACUAGUAUGUCUGUGCCGAGUAUUAAAUGUUGUAUAUUAUUACUAAUUUUGCUCCAUUUAUAUACAAAGAAAAUUCUUCCUUUGCAGUACUCGAUGAAACAGAAGGUUUGGAUUAUUUCUGUUUAGAUUUUUUGUUAGAUUGUAACAAAUUUACCAGUGUUAUUGUAAUGCAUUUUCUGACAGUAAUAUUAUAUAGCAUGAUAGAAUCUGAAAUUUGUGUUUCUAAAUAAAAUACAAUGUAGAAGUGUGUUACAUUACCGGUAUUCGGUUUUCAUUUUGUAUUUUGGUUGUACCAAGAACAUGUUAAAAGAAUACAUUAUAUUCAUUACACCAUAUUUUUGCUACAGUGCUUGAUGUUAGGGCCAUACAUUGUGUCAAUAUUUGGUUUACACGUUAUCUGUUGAACAGAAAUGUUUAAAUAAAACACAACACUUA